UGGGGCGUUUUACCGCCACUAAAUAUUAAUUAUGUUUAAAAAUAUGAAUGAAACCUAGAAUUUUAGGAAUUUUUAUUGAAUCGGUAUAUUUUUCCGGAUUAUAAAACUGUUUUUUAAUGCAAACUUCGACCAAAAACGACGUAAAAAUGUGCAAUAACCCUUGUGAUUUAGUUAAGACUGAUUUGUUUCGUGUUUAUUUAUGAUGCAAUUGUAAAAUACAUUUAAUUUUGUAAAGUCCUUAAUGAACAAAUUUAAGGAUGCAAAAUCCAACCAAGAAACGAAAUCCUGAAACUGCAAAGCCCUCGACCUCAAAAAGAAAUACAUCUCAGCCCAGUUUUUCGGAGCAGAAGGGAAAUUUGGAAAAUGAAAUUCAACCAGAAAAGGAAAAUCUGGAAAAAAUAAAACCUUCAAGAUCAAAGGCACUAUUUUCAAACAAAGAAGAAGAUGAUGGGGAAUCUCUACUUUUUAGGAGACAUUCGAGGAGAAAAAAGGCUAAUCAGAAAAGUGUUAGUGAUCUUAACUCAAAAUAUUCAAAUUUAGUUGUACGCGAAUCAAAAAUUGUGGAAGAAAAGGAGGAUAAAUUAAUUUUAAAUGAGAUAGGUGGAAAUUCUCCUAAUGGGGGUCAUUCUUUCAAUAGCAAUAUUUUCAUAAUGCCCACUCAAGAAAAUUUUUCAAAUUCGAAUAGCACCCAUAUUGAUUCGCAAGAUUCCUUGGAUCAAUUAAAACUAGCAAGCUGGGGAUUGCCAAAAGGAAUUCUGAAGAAAUAUGAAGCUCGAGGAAUCAAGACCAUGUUUCCAUGGCAAGUGGAAUGUCUCUCAAAUGAAAGAUUAAUUAGGGAAAACCGAAAUCUAGUUUAUUCAGCUCCAACUUCUGCGGGAAAGACGUUGGUUGCUGAGAUUCUGGUACUCAAAACAGUUUUGGAACGCCAGAAGAAAGUCAUUUUCAUUUUACCUUUUGUUUCGGUAGUUCGUGAGAAAAUGUUUUAUUUCCAGGAUUUACUCUCAGACAGUGGAGUCAGAGUGGAAGGAUUUAUGGGAAGUAUUACUCCAGCUGGAGGAUUUCAAUCCGUUAAUAUCGCAAUAGCAACAAUUGAAAAAGCUAAUUCGUUAAUAAACCGCUUAUUAGAGGAAGAUAAUUUAACAUCUGUGGGAGCUGUCGUUAUUGAUGAACUUCAUCUUCUGGGAGAUCCUCAUCGUGGAUAUAUUUUAGAGUUAUUGCUUACCAAACUCAGAUAUAUUUCACUGAGAUACGAGGAGAUCAAUAUACAACUUAUUGGCAUGUCUGCCACUCUUCCAAAUUUAUCUGUGCUAGCAGAUUGGUUGGAUGCUGAAUUGUACAAAACCGAUUUUCGACCCGUUCCUCUAGAUGAACAAUGUAAAAUCGAUUCUUCAAUAUACAACCGAGAUUUGGAAUUAAUAAGAGAACUACCUCUAAUUCCUGAAUUGACAAACGACACAGACAAUAUUAUUCAACUUUGCCUCGAAACGAUAGAGGGUGGACACAGCGUUUUAAUAUUUUGUCCCACUAAAAACUGGUGUGAAAAAUUGGCUCUACAAACAGCCUCUGCAUUUUUUAGUAUAGGUCGUUCAGAUUCACCUUUAGGAGAAACUUUGAAAAUAAGGUUAGAUGCUUCUGCAAUCUAUGAAACUUUGGAGCAACUCAAACGUACCCCAACUGGUUUGGAUAGCGUUUUAAAAAAUACAGUUUCAUUUGGGGUUGCUUUUCAUCAUGCUGGACUGACUAUCGACGAACGCGAUAUUAUCGAAGGAAGUUUUAGAACCGGUUCCUUGAAAGUUCUAGCAGCCACUUCAACUUUAAGUACUGGGGUCAAUUUACCGGCGAGAAGAGUGAUAAUUCGAUCGCCUAAUUUUCAUGGUAGACCAUUGGAUACUCUCUCUUAUCAUCAAAUGAUUGGACGCGCAGGUCGCAUGGGAAAGGAUACUGCUGGUGAAAGUAUCCUAGUUUGUAAAGCAAAGGAAAGAGCCAUAGCUGAAAGUCUGCUCACCGCUUCCCUGCAACCCAUAGAGUCCUGUUUCGAAGAUUCUGGACCUUUAAUGCGAUCUCUUCUUGAAGCUAUUGCCAGUGAAAUUGUCCGCACUCCUGAGAAUCUCGAUUCAUACAUAAAAUGCACCUUUAUUCAUUUACAAGAAAAAGGCGCAGGGUCAAUCUCGAGAACAAUUAAUGAAGCCGUUCAGUUUUUACUGGUUAACGAAUUUCUGAUUUUGCAAGAGACUGAAGAAGAACAUUUAAAACGAUGGAGUGCAACAUCUCUCGGCAAAGCUUGUCUCGCAGCUUCCGUUCCGCCAAAAGAGGGAUUAUUUCUCUUUGAAGAAUUAUUAAAAGCACGAAAGUGUUUGGCUUUAGAUACGGAAUUACACGUUGUUUAUUUAGUCACACCUUACAAUCCAGGAUCUCAGAUUGGACAAAUGGAUUGGAUGGUUUUUUUGGAAAUGUGGUCAACCAUGGGGGAACCAGAAAGAAGGGUUGCCAAACUCGUAGGUGUAGAGGAACGGUUUUUAACGUCCGCAGCGAGGGGCGUUCUACCAACAGGAAAAAGUCUGAACAUCCACAGAAGAUUUUACACUGCACUUGCACUUUACGAACUCGUGAGGGAAAUUCCUCUUUACAGAGUCUGCAAAAAGUUUGGAUGCGGUCGUGGAUUGCUACAAAGCUUACAACAGUCGUCUUCGACUUAUGCAGGUAUGAUAACCAGUUUCUGCAAGCAGUUAAAUUGGAGUUGUAUGGAAUUACUAGUAGCUCAAUUUCAAACACGUCUGCAAUUUGGUGUGGGCAGGGAUUUAAUGGACUUGUUGAGACUUCCAAGUCUAAAUGGGCUUCGGGCAAGAAGUCUUUAUAAAGCAGGAAUAACGAGUGUUGUCGAAUUGGCUGUAGCCGACGAACUUGAUAUCGAACGAGCUUUGCAUAAAGCUCUCCCUUUUGAAAGUGGAAAGGAACACAAUGGAGAAUGUCAGUUUGAACUUGCCAGACAAAAUAAAGUAAGAACCACCUUUAUAACAGGAAAAGAUGGACUUACAACUCGACAAGCUGCUGUGCUUUUAAUUCAAGAAGCCAGAUCUCUCCUCCAAAAUGAAUUGGGAGUUCACGAAGUACAGUGGGGGCCAACAAACGGAAAGACUACUAACUCAAAUCUCUCUCGACAAAAUACUUCCAUUACUUCUCAACGUUCCGAAAUUAUAAAAGAGGAACCUUUAGAACCUGCCGAAUCAGAAAAUGUCCUAGAGGUUAAUGAAGACGAAGAAGAUGAAGUCCAAGGAACCCAGAAUUUGGUCACCAAAACCCAAAGUGAUUCAAACCUCCCCAAAAAAUUAAAUAAGUCGAAAAAAGACAAGAAUAGUUCCAGGAGCAAACGUGGACUGACUAUUGAGAUAACUAAGCCUUCUCAAAAAACACAGGAUAAAACAAACGUCGAAGCAGAAAUCAGCAGAACAUCAAAGCAAUCAAGUUUACUUGAUCUCUCAACAGAGGAUGCGCAAAAUAUGGAAUCACUCAAAUUUUCAUCAAAUAAUUUAACGUUUUCUCAGAAAAGUGUUUACGAGAAUAUCGAUAAGGAGACGGAAAUUGCUUUGGAGGAAGUAUUGUUGAAUAUCGAGGCAUUCGACGAAGAAUCAAACGAAAACGAAAAGGAGUUUUCGAAGAGUCCGAAUUUAUUCGAUAGCGAAUGCUCUGCAAAUAAUUGCAGUGCUUUGGAGCAAAAUGUUUUAGGUUCUCUGCGUCUUUCCGAUUUCGAAAUGUCGAAUUUAUCAAGAAAAAUAUCAAGUGGAUGGACCGAGGCCAAUUUAACAAACAAUCAGGUCCAGGAAGUUUCGAAAAAUGCGGAAAUAAUCGAGAACAGAAAGACGGGAACGAUAGAGGAUAUGUUUACAACUGCAGAUUUCGAUGUAAAUUUCACAGUAAAGAAAGAAUCAGAGGAGCCGGAAGUAAAAGAAUUAAGCGCGAAUAUCGAAAAUGAUUUGAGACAAAAUGAAGCUGAUCCGAAUCAAGUUAAUUUAAACGAGGAAAAUGUAGGACUUUCAGGAAUUCGUCUCUCUGAUUUCGAAUUUACUGCACCUUUAAAACCUGAUUCUGGUGUCCAAAAUUCAACUCCGAAAGAAAAUGUUUCGGAAAUACGAGCUUCUGUAUUUGAUUUCAGUUCUUCAAUGAAUAUUCCUCAACCUAAAGAAAUUUCAGGGAGAGAAGUCAAAGAAACUGCAAAAAGAAAUGAGCCUGAGGAAGGAAAUAAAAAUUACCUUUCAGGAAUAAACGUUUCUGACUUUGAAAUGACGCACAAAAAUGACAAGUCUAAAGAAAUUUUAUCCGGAAUUAACGCUUCGGAGUUCGAAUUGAGUAAAGUGCCUAAAAUUUUUAAAAAAUCUAAAGACAAUUCGAAGGGAUAUUCUAAAAGUCUUUCCAAAGGAAAUUCUGUUAAAGAAAAUUCUCAGAUGGGAACAUCAGACUAUUUGCUAGCCAAUAUCUCAGAAAAUUUGCCACCAAUGAAAUUGAAUGUCAACACCAACGACUUAGAAAUAACAAAAACCAAAGUGUCUCGAGAUCAUAAAUUGAAAAGCGAAAGUCUUUCUGGUUGGAAUUCAGAUUCCUGGGAUAAUGUACAGGUUAAUGAGAAAACUAGCAGCUCAGAGGGGGGAAAGCGAAUUAAAAAUAGCGAAAGUAAUUCUGGGAAUAAAGAAAAUUUGAUAAAAAAAAGGAAAUUGAUAGAGAAGACAAAAUAUUCCGGAGCUGAAGGAUCUCCGAUUGCGAGUGUUGAGACUUAUAAAGCUCGGAGAGUUUCUGUAGCUUCUAAUCAAUCGGAUUCUGAUGAUAUGUUUGCACCUCCGAAGAAAAUGAAAGUUUCUCAUCAAACAAGUAAACCAGGUUCUAGCAAAAUUCAAGGAGACAAUCCAAAAAGAAUCUCAAACGAGAAAUUAGUCAGAAGUAGCUUAGAUCAUCAAUCUAGUUUUGAAAGUCUUGUAUUUUCUGAAGGAGAAACUUCUGUUCGCAGCGAUCUCAAACAGAAAAUUGAAAAUGAACAAAAAUGGAAAUCUGCGAGUGUCAUAAUUAGCAAAAAGAUGCUCAAUCUCUUGAAACAAAAAUUGUUAAAACGAACCGAAAUUUCUUUUGCUUUAGAGUGUGAGCCAUUCACAGAAAAAAAGAUGACUAUUGGUGCGAAAAUUCUUGGCGGGAAGAACGAUGAAGAUAAAAAAUCCAAGCCUGUAAAAUUCGUUUGUGGGGAUAAAAAGAUUUGCGGGGCUUCCAUUUCCUGGGGAUAUGAUGCACUUUAUUAUAUUCCACUCGUAAAUUUUCCAGAAAUGAAAGUUCCUCUUAAAGAAAGGCUGGAACUUCUGAACGAAGUCUUGACGAAUUCUACGAUCAAUGUGAGGUGUUAUUUAGCAAAAAAGACUUACAAGUUGUUGUACAAAUGUUGUGGAAUUGUUCCAACUUGUAAAUUUCUUGAUCCUGCUGUUGCGGAUUGGAUACUGAAUUCAGACGAAAGUGCAAAAAAUAUGAGAUUUUUGGUGGAGAAAUAUUAUCCAGAUGCACAUAAUUAUUAUGAAAAUCGUAGUGUAAUUGAUGAUAAUUCUCAAUAUACGGAAAAUGAGUCAACAAGAGAAGCUUUACUUACAUGGCAGAUUACGGAAGUGCUUAUGAAAAAUAUUGAGGAGAAGAGUUCAACUUUAUUGCAGACGUUUAAAGAACUUGAGAUGCAAGUGAUUUCAGUAUUAGCUCGCAUGGAAUUAAGAGGUUUGGGUAUAAAUCUUGUAGCCUUACAGGAGCUAUCGGACGUGAUUAAAAAAGAAAUGUCUCUUUUAGAAGAAAAGGCAUUUUUUCUCGCUGGCAGAAAGUUUAACUUUAUGUCCUCUACGAACGUCGCUCAAAUCUUAGGUUUGCAAAAAAAGAGGAAGAUUUCAACAAGCAAAGCCGUUUUGGAACAGUGCACUCAUCCGAUUGCGAAGCUAGUGAUGUCAUGGAGAAAAUUGAACGCUCUUCAAGCAAAGAUGGUACUCCCUUUUUUGAAUGCGGCUCAAAAUUCGCGAAUUUACGGUUCGCACAUAACUCACACAGUAACAGGAAGGGUUUCAAUGUGUGAACCAAAUUUGCAAAAUGUGCCUAAGGAUUUUAGUUCAGAAGACAAAACAUACGUGAUAAGUAUUCGAAUGGCUUUUAUUCCAACCGCUGGCAAUAUAAUGCUUUCUGCUGAUUAUUGUCAACUCGAGCUUCGAAUUCUGGCCCAUUUUUCGAACGAUUCGUUACUUCGUUCCAUUAUGAGAAAAGAGGGAAAUGAUAUCUUUAAAAGCAUCUCCGCCAAAUGGAAUGACAUCGCCGAAGAAAUGGUGGACGAUAGAAUGCGUCAAAGGACGAAACAACUUUGUUACGGGAUGAUUUAUGGAAUGGGAACAAAGUCUCUAGCUGAAAGUUUGUCUAUCACAGAGACAGAAGCUAAAGAAUUUUUGGAAACUUUUAUGAAAACCUAUAAAGGGAUUCGUUCCUGGCUAUCGAACAUCGUUAAACGAGCUCGUGUCGAUGGUUACGUAACGACGCUCACAAAACGAUACAGAAUGUUACCAGGCUUAUGGAGUGAAAAUCGAUCUGAAAAAUCUCAGGCAGAAAGGCAGGCUGUAAAUACAAAAAUUCAGGGAUCAGCCGCAGAUAUUGCUAAAAAAUCGAUGAUUCUUAUCGACGAAAGAUUGCGACAAGAAUUUCCAAUAGCAUCUCCUAUUUUUCCAUCUUUACGAUCCAAAAGAAGAUUAAGAAGCUCAGGAUCGAGUUUGGAAUUCAGAGGUGCUUACCUAGUCUUGCAAUUACAUGAUGAAUUGCUAUUUGAGGUCAAUGCAAACGAUUUGCACAUCGUAGCUGGAUUAGUGAAAGAUUCGAUGGAGAAAGCUUAUACACUCGAGGUGCCACUGCCAGUAAAAUUAAGAGUCGGUCCAGCCUGGGGUGAUCUUAAAGAAUAUAAUUGUUAGUAUUAAGGAGCAAAGCUGCCAAUAUUAUAAUUAUUUUAUACAAUAUUUUUACACAGGAUUUAAUUUUGAUAAAUUCUAAUAUUGAAUGAAAUUUGGCGACUAUUUUAUAGCCUUUUACAGCAUUUUUAUAGCCUUUUUAUAGCAUUUUAUUUUUAUGUACAUAUACAAGUUUUUUUUUAUGAAACUAAUUUGUAUGUUAAAAAAUUGGUGUCAAUCCUUAUUGUGAAUAAAAUUCACUCAAUUGUGGUCAUAAUUUUUAAGACUGAGUAAUAAGGAGGCGAUUGCUUUUUACAGUCGCUGGAGUAAUCAAUCUAAAAUCAUGUAACUAUUAUAAUAGGUGAAGAAGAUUUUUGUACGACUUUAAUCAUUUUAUAAAUAAAUACUAUUUUAACAGACA
Molecule: messenger RNA, 7353 nt
Organism: Belonocnema kinseyi
Lineage: Eukaryota; Metazoa; Arthropoda; Insecta; Hymenoptera; Cynipidae
Gene: DNApol-theta
Product: DNA polymerase theta
Exons: 21
Coding region: 258-6956 (2232 amino acids)
Biological process (GO): DNA-templated DNA replication; double-strand break repair via alternative nonhomologous end joining
Molecular function (GO): DNA-directed DNA polymerase activity; ATP binding; DNA binding
Source: RefSeq, a predicted model, not a curated record